Hypomesus transpacificus is the source of this 2196-nucleotide messenger RNA. Its product is annotated as solute carrier family 22 member 5-like. The transcript is spliced from 10 exons. Gene Ontology annotation, biological process: transmembrane transport. Lineage: Eukaryota; Metazoa; Chordata; Actinopteri; Osmeriformes; Osmeridae. Gene Ontology annotation, molecular function: transmembrane transporter activity. The record is from RefSeq and is a predicted model, not a curated record. Bases 1 to 1629 code for a protein of 542 amino acids. Gene Ontology annotation, cellular component: membrane.
AUGCUGGACUACGAGGAGAGGAUGGCGUUGCUCGGCGAGUGGGGAACCUUCCAGAAGAUGGUCUUCUUCCUCCUCAGCCUCAGCAGCAUACCCAAUGGCUAUGUUGGCAUGGCGAUGGUGUUCCUCGUGGACACCCCCCCCCACCACUGCCGGGUCCCAGGGCUGAACAACAGCGGCUUCAACCUGGACCUCAACCUGUCGUUCCCCCUGGAGGAGGUGAGGGGGGAGGUGGUCCUCAGUCGCUGCCUGAGGUACCAAAACCCUCCGGGUUCCAACGGCAACGAGACCGAGGGAUGUCUGGACGGCUGGGAGUUCAGCACAGAGAGAUACACCUCCACCAUCGUGACUGAGUGGAACCUGGUGUGUGAGGAUGACUGGAAGGCUCCCUUCACCGCCACCAUCUUCUUUGUAGGUGUUCUCUGCGGUUCCUUCCUGUCAGGGAUUGUCUCAGACAGGUUCGGGCGCAGGUCGGUCCUCUUUGGCACCUUGGCAAUGCAGACAGUCUUCACCCUCCUCCAAGCAGCCUCUACCAGCUGGGAAAUGUUCUGCUGUUUCUAUUUCAUUGUGGGGCUUGGCCAGAUAGCCAACUACUGUGCUGCCUUCAUACUGGGCUCUGAGCUCCUAACUAAAUCAGUCCGCGUCAACUUUGGUGCUUUGGGGGUAAGUUUCAGCUAUGCCUUGGGCUACACCGUGCUGCCCCUGGCAGCCUACUGUUUCAGGAGCUGGAGGCUCCUCCUUGUGGUCCUCGCCAUCCCUGGCCUCCUCUACAUCCCUCUCUGGUGGUACAUUCCAGAGUCUCCUCGCUGGUUAUUGGCCCAGGGCAGACUGAAGGAGGCGGAGUCUAUCAUCAAAGCUGCUGCCAAGAUGAAUGGUCUUACGGCUCCUGAUGUCAUCUUCACCGAAGAUGUCACUGCAGAACUCAUGGAAAACAGAACCAAGGAGAGCCCACGCCUGUACAACUGGCUGGACCUGGUCAGAACCAGGAACAUACGCAACCUCACCAUCAUUAACAUCCUCAUCUGGACCAUCAUCUCCAUGACAUAUUAUGGGAUGUCCCUGAACACGCCCAAUAUGGACGGAGACCCCUACUUCAACUGCUUGGUUGCGGCGGCCACAGAGUUCCUGGCGUACGGCAGCGUCUGGUUCUUGAUCCGCUACACCCCCCGACGCUUCACCCUCCCCUUCACCCUGCUGCUGUCUGGAGCCCUGCUGCUCUUCAUCAAGCUCAUACCUGAUGAACUGAGCGGCCUGACCUUAACCCUGGUGAUGGUGGGGAAGACGGGUGUGACGGGGGCGUUUGGCUUCCUGUACCUGUACAUGUCGGAGCUCUUCCCCACCGUGGUGAGAAACAUGGCCCUGGGAAUCAUCUCCAUGGCAUCACGUGUGGGCAGCACCGUCUCCCCAUACAUCGCCUUCAUGGGUACAUACAACAAGUUCCUACCUUAUAUUUUGAUGGGUGGAGCCACAGUCAUGAUUGGCUUGUUGAGCUUGUGGCUACCUGAAACCAAAGGUGAAGAACUUCCAGAAUUCAUCCAUCAGGUGAAACCGCUUCAAAGGGUGUGUUUAUGGCAACAGGGUAGAGGGAGUACACAUGACCGGAAGAAGGGGACAACUUCUGUGGAGAUCUGAAGACUCCGAACCCUGAUCCUUGACUAUAUGUCAGUGUAGAUGACUUAUACUGAGCAGAAGGAACAGGGUUGGUGGAUUUCUUAGCUGGUCCUAAAACCGCAUAGCUCUGACGAGGUCCUGAAGUGGUCUGGUGAGUGGUCUGGUACCUUCAACUGACUAAGGUACAACCUACAGGACUCUAAAAUGUCCUUAUGGUUGCUACAAAAAUACAUAGAUUUAUUCAGAAACAGAAACUAAAACAAAAUCUACUAGGAAUAGUUAUCCUGCUUUGACCUCCUUGUUUGGUACAGUCUUGAUUGAAACACCUUAUGAAGUAUUCCUAUGCAUUGAGAGAUCUUUAAUGUAUGUGAUGUUGCAGUUGUGUAUGACAUAUGUUUCCUAAUGUAUUAGAGUGAACCAUACGUUUUUAAAUGAUGUACAAUAAAGGCAUUCAAAUAACCGGUGAGCUUGCAUGCUGGGUUUCUAUGACCUGUACCACAGUUCCCUCUAGUGGUGCAAAUGCCACACAUUUCCCCUCAUCAUUAAUGAACUGGUGUAUGUAAGCACAAUGGAGCUUUUGUCCUUUUC